CCUCCGCCUGUCCAAAGCGAUAUCGACUCCUUGUAGCAAGGAGUCCAUCAUCUGGCUCUGCCCGAUCCCUGAAGCGAGGGGCGGGGCCUGCUCGACUACGGCACUGCCCCGGAAGCUGUGGGCGACCACCAAGAAACGCUGGUGUCCACGAGGAGGGUGGAGUGCACCAAGCAGGGCGGGGCCAGGGAGGCGGGUCUGGGCUACGCCGGGAGGCUGUUGACUUUAUCCCCACCCCAAUGACCCCGGGGUCUUCUGCUUCCUCAAGGCCAUGGGUUCCCAGCCCCCCAAUUUCUCCUGGGUGCUCCCGGGCCGCCUGGCGGGACUGGCAUUGCCCCGGCUCCCUGCCCACUAUCAGUUCCUGUGGGCCCAAGGAGUGCGGCACCUGGUGUCACUGACGGAGCGCGGGCCUCCCCACAGCGACACCUGUCCCAACCUCACUGUACACCGGCUCCGCAUCCCCGACUUCUGCCCACCGACUCCAGAGCAGAUCAACAACUUCAUACGCAUCGUGGACGACGCCAACGCACGGGGAGAGAUGCUGCUUCCUACUUCAGAUAACCACUCCUCGGGCUUAAGCUGGAGUAUCCACCCUACUCAGCCAGGGAAAUUGGGCUUGGAACCUGCUGCUUUUCUCUAUCCAAGGCCCCUGGAUCAGGAUACCCCCUUCUCCUGAUGUUAAUAGUGACUAACUGGAGGCCCCAUUUAAAAAAAAUGUCUUUGCCCAAUUCUUAGACAUAUUUGGAGAAGGGAAGAGUGCUUUCUGGGAGGUUGGGGAGGCAGGACCUGGAAUCAAAUGUGACACUACUACUUUCUGUAACCUUGGGCAAGUCACUGGUUCUGUUAUAUGAUGAAAAGGUAGACUCCAUUUCUGAGUUCCUUCUAGCUCUAAAUCUCAGAUCCUAUGGUGUUAUGAAUAGCUAGAGCCUAAAAUCCUGGGACUGAAUGGGGACAAGGCCUUUGAGACCCUGUCCCCACUGAGCCCCAUCCCCACAGGCAGUGGGGGUACAUUGUGCCCUGGGCUUUGGCCGAACAGGCACCAUGCUGGCUUGCUAUCUGGUAAAGGCGAAAGGCCUGGCAGGGGGAGAAGCUGUGGCUGAGAUUCGGCGACUGCGACCAGGUUCCAUCGAGACCUAUGAGCAAGAGAAAGCAGUUUUCCAGUUCUUCCAACAAACCAAGUAGGGGAAGAUGUGGUACCUUUCUUCCCCCAACUGGUAUGGUGCAUGGACCCAGGAAGUUGGAACCAAAGCCGAAUCGAGCUCAUUCUGUGAAGGAGCAAGCAGUUGUGUGUGUGUGUGGGGGGGGGGGGGGGGGGGCGGGUAGUUAGCAGCAACCAUACCCUAUCUGAGUCAGAAGAGAUAUUCCCUUUCCUCUUAAGCAGUGAGACUGGGCCUGAAGUUGGGGGUGGCCAGUCUGUGAGUCCCAUCACAAUAUAUUGUGUAUAUACAAUGCAUUGUUGCCUUCAAUAAAAUGAUCAGUGAAACUUCUUUUGCCUUCAA
Monodelphis domestica (gray short-tailed opossum) is the source of this 1496-nucleotide messenger RNA. It is a transcript of the gene DUSP23, whose product is annotated as dual specificity phosphatase 23. Gene Ontology annotation, biological process: protein dephosphorylation. The record is from RefSeq and is a predicted model, not a curated record. Lineage: Eukaryota; Metazoa; Chordata; Mammalia; Didelphimorphia; Didelphidae.